This is a messenger RNA of Penaeus chinensis, 679 nucleotides long. Its product is annotated as cuticle protein 16.8-like. Bases 164 to 526 code for a protein of 120 amino acids. The record is from RefSeq and is a predicted model, not a curated record. Gene Ontology annotation, cellular component: chitin-based extracellular matrix. Gene Ontology annotation, molecular function: structural constituent of chitin-based larval cuticle. The transcript is spliced from 3 exons. Lineage: Eukaryota; Metazoa; Arthropoda; Malacostraca; Decapoda; Penaeidae.
ACCGAAAGUCAGUAGUAGGUCGUCUUGAGUAACUCCGAAGGCAUUCAAACGCUCAACGAGGGUUUUACGAUCUCUGGCUAACUUUCGUCCCCCUUCGUAUGGCUGGGAAGGUCAAGCAUAACGUCGUGGUCGGUAAGCCCGGUGGUAUAAGACGGGCAGCGGGAUGUUUCUGUUCGUCAGUCACAUCUCUACCGUUCUCGGGUACACACAACCGGUUGGAAAAGCUAACAUGAACACUUCUCUGGUCCUCGCUCUCCUGGUGGUGUCCCUCGGCCUCGUCAGCGCCAGGAGGAACACCGUCCUGCGAUUCGAGGCGGACGACCACUCGAGGGAAGUGGUAGGGCAUCCGGGCGCCAGCGUCGAGGGAUCGUACAGCUGGACCUCCCCCGACGGCAUGAAAUACACCGUCGAAUACAUCGCCGACGAGCUGGGUUACCGCAUCACGAGCUCCAACGCCGUUCCGAUGACUCAAGGGGGACUCAAGGCGGACGGGAAUCAAGGCUCUUUCGACUCCUACGAAGAGUAAAUGCGCCAAGUGGAAGGUCUUCGCGCCUUCGAGUCUUCUUGCGUCGAAGGAGGACGUGGUGGCGAGCCUAGUCUCCUGUCUGUGUGUAUUUCGGUUUGGAAAGAUAUAUAUGUGUGUGUGUGUGUAUAUCUAUAUGUAUAUGUAUGUACAUAU